AUGUUUAUGGCCAAUUUUUCGAGCGGCGAGGCCCAGCGGCCCUCCUUCUUCGAGAUGGUAGCCCAGCAGGAGCUCCUCCCCUUCUUCGGCCCCGCCCUCAAAUACGCCCUCUCCGUGGCGGCCGUGCGAUGGCCGCGUCUGGAGUGGGGCGUGACGCACCACGACGAGCUCUUCUACGGCCUGCGCCUGCUCCUCGAAGCUCAUCAUCUGCGCCGCCACGACGCGUCGUUCUCGGAGCACUUCUACAGCCUGAAGCGGGUGCGGGUGGCGGCACCCACCACCGGUGCGCCCGACUCGGGGGCGUCGCCGUCGCCGGCUACAGCGGGCAGCCGCCUCACCGACCACGACCGACGCGUGUCGCUGCUCCUGCUCGUGGGGCUGCCCUACGUCAAGGCCAAGCUCGACCAGUUGCACAAGCGGAUGGCGGGGCCGCUGAGCGGGUGGCUGGAGACGGAGGGAUCGGACGAUGAUGAGGGCGAUGAUGGCGACGGCGAAGGCGACGAGGGCACCGCGGGCGAAGACGGCGGGCGGCGCGCGCGGUGGUGGCGGCGGUGGCGGCGCGUGGUGCGGGUGGCGCGCGGUCUGUUCGUGGCCGGGUACCCGUGGGCGAGCGCGGUGUACGAGGGCCUCUUCUUCGUGUACCAGGUGCUCUACCUCUACGACCACACCCGCUACUACACGCCCUUCCUCCACCUGCAGCGCCUCCAAGUCCAGCGACUCUCCCUCGAGGACACCAUCGAGAUGACGCAGGACACGGCGCGACGAAGGGCGGCCGGUGCGGAGAGCUGGGGCGUGGGCGACGCGAGGGGAGCGGCGGCGGUAGUGCGCACGGUGGGUCGCGUGCUGGCGCGCGCGUGGCACGUCGUUGAGGACUACUCGGCACUCGCCCUCCCGCUGGUGCUCUUCGUGUUCAAGUUCCUCGAGUGGUGGUACGCCGAGAACACCAAGCAGACCGCACCCGCCCUGCCCACCCCGCCCCCGCCACGCCCUCCUCCCGUGGUGGAGGAGGCCGGGCGGAAGAAGGCGGACGGCGAGUGCGGACUGUGCGGGAAGCGACGCACGAACCCGGCCAUGGUGGCGGGCACGGGCUACGUGUUCUGCUACCCGUGCCUGCACGCCUCCGUCACGACCCACGGCCGAUGCCCCGCGACUGGCCUUCCAGCCUCGCCCGACUCGCUCCUCAAGCUUUACGAGUCCACCUGA
Messenger RNA from Acanthamoeba castellanii str. Neff, 1203 nucleotides. Its product is annotated as Peroxin 12 (Pex12), putative. The transcript is spliced from 6 exons. The coding region runs from base 1 to 1203 and encodes 400 amino acids. Gene Ontology annotation, molecular function: zinc ion binding; ubiquitin-protein transferase activity; protein binding. Gene Ontology annotation, biological process: protein import into peroxisome matrix; protein monoubiquitination. The record is from RefSeq and is a predicted model, not a curated record. Gene Ontology annotation, cellular component: peroxisomal importomer complex; peroxisomal membrane. Lineage: Eukaryota; Discosea; Longamoebia; Acanthamoebidae.